Messenger RNA from Pogona vitticeps (central bearded dragon), 7449 nucleotides. RefSeq names its product pleckstrin homology, MyTH4 and FERM domain containing H1 (gene PLEKHH1). Gene Ontology annotation, cellular component: cytoskeleton. The record is from RefSeq and is a predicted model, not a curated record. NCBI's taxonomy places the organism in Eukaryota, Metazoa, Chordata, Lepidosauria, Squamata, Agamidae.
UGGAAAUGUUGAAUGGGAUUGCAAGCAGAGGUCUCUCUCAGUGCCUUUUAUUAGUUUUCUUCUCCACCCCACAGGGCAGCCCUCUUGGGCUUCACAUGUGAGAGAAGAGCAGCUCCAAGAUAGCAACAAUAUAAACUUGUUCUCACCAUGAACAGUACAAGCAGAACCAACAUACCAGGAGAUUAAAUAUACAAUUCUGGAGCAGCCCUGCUGGAAGAUAUUGGAGUCAAUAUAUAGCUUGGUGAUCUAGAGAACAAAGCUGGAAAGAGGAAAACCAUAUAAAAACUAGGGCAACUUGAGGGGGAGAGCUUGGGCUGAAGAAGAGUUUCAAAAUGGCAGACCUCACUGUUGAAAAUGGUAACUAUGUGGACUGGCAAAAACGAUACCUUAUGUUGGAGACCCAGCUCUUCAAAUUCCGCCUGCAAGCUAGUAAGAUCCGGGAGCUUCUGGCUGAGAAGAUGCAAGAACUGGAACAAAGGGUAGUUGAGGCAGAACAAAGAGCCCAGAGUGCAGAGAAGCAGGUUGAAGUCAUGGAAGAGAAGCUAAAACUUGCCAACAUGAAGACAGGCCAAUCAAGUGAAUGCAAGAAGUAUCAGAAGCUGGUGAGCAGAGUGCAAGAAAAAGAUGAACUGAUCAAUAAAUUGGAGACCCACCUGGAAAAGCAGAAGCAGCUGAGAGAGGAUGAAGCUAGAAUUGUUCAGGAAAAAGCAGCUAAAAUUAAAGAUUGGGUAACGACUAAACUAAGAGAGCUGGAACUGGAGAACCAUUACCUCAGGGAUUUUAACCUGAGGCUAACAACGCAGGUCACAACCCUUCAAGAGGCACUGAAGGGUCUGAUAACUAUUCCUCCUCAAGAAUCAGUUUCCAGCUGUAACAUGAAGCUGCUUAGAGACCCAUUGUCAUGCCUGCUGGGGAACCCAGACCAGGAUUCAAGGCUUCUGGCAGUGGGCAUCAAACAGGCAUAUGAGGGUGUAUCUCUGAAAGGAUUUCCUUAUAUAACAAGUAUGGUCUUUAUGGAUGACACCUGUGUAGCAAGUGAGGUCAACAAUUCAGUGCCUUCUCGCAACUCACUGAGGCUUAUCUCUGACUCUUCAAACUACAACAGCUCUUCAAUGAAUGACUUGCUUUCCAAGGCAACCCCCCAGUUUCGCCCAACAUUAUCAAAAUACCAAGAGGAAACAGUGAAAUUUCAUGGAUGCUUAGAUUUUCAGUGUCCUCUGGAAGACCUUAAGAGCACCACAAGUGCCUCAAACAAGACAGCAGCUGAUCUGUACAAGCAAUCAAAUGAACUAAAUGUUGAGUUCAGCACUUCUCGGUUGAACUCCUCUUCCUCUGGUGAAGUGAAGAAUACCUGUAAGAGUUCUAUCAUGGCAUCAAUUUCUGCUCCGAAUUUGCAAAAAUCCAUCACCUCAGUACCCUCUAAUUUCCCAGGGAAAGAAAGCAGAUUUGGUAAUAGCAUGACUCUCCCUAAAGGUCAGACUCCUAGCAAUCCAAGGGACAGUAUACUGCUAGCCAAGAGGCAUUGCAGUCAACCCCAGUCAGGAACUGAUUGUUUCCAUCAUGUGGUGAACAUUGAGAUCAGUACUUUUCAUCCUGUAAGAGCUGCUACCCACUGCCAGGAGCAAGUGGAGGAGACAGAUAUUGAUGAAGAGGUAGCAGAGAAGAUGGAGAUGGAAGACUGUCUAGUGGAGACUCAUCAGCAGUCUUGUUCAAGGAAGGAGACAGGAACUUACAAAGCCAGAAUAAUGGACCCAGGAGGCAAGCCACCUACUCCUCCACUGCACAGAUUUCCAUCUUGGGAGAGGCGAAUCUAUGCAGUUGCCAAGUCUGGCAUGAGGCUUUCAGAAGAUGCCCUUGGGAAUGACUCUUGUAGCCAGACUUCGAAUUUCUCAGCCCAUUCACGCCCUGGGCCAUCUACCUACCACAUUUACAGAAAUGUCACUGCGCCUGUCUACACCAUGCUAAAGGGGAAAGCCACGCAAAUCAGCAAUGUUCCUUUCUUGGAUGAGUCUUCAGGCUCUGAUGAUGACUGCAGCUCCCAUGUUAGCUUCAGCACUUCCAAUACAGCAUCUGAACCUAGAAAAACAAGCAUGCCGGGCAGCCCUCGUGCAGUGAAACGAGGUGUGUCUAUGUCUUCAUUAAGUUCAGAGAGCGAUUAUGCCAUCCCUCCCGAUGCCUAUUCUUUGGAUGAAGAUUAUUCUGAACCAGAGCACAAAUUGCAGAGGACAUCAUCCUAUUCUGCUGAUGGUGGGGUAUGCAAUGAACUACUAGAAAAAUCUGGCUACUUGCUGAAAAUGGGUAACCAGAUAAAGGCAUGGAAGAGGCGUUGGUUUGUUUUGAGAAAUGGUCAAAUCAUGUAUUAUAAGUCCCCGAGUGAUGUCAUUUGUAAGCCUGAGGGCCAGGUUGAACUGAAUUCUUCUUGCCAAAUCAUUCGGGGUGAAGGAUCCCAAACCUUCCAGCUCAUCACUGAAAAACGAACCUACUUCCUAACAGCCGACUCUCCUAACAUCCUAGAGGACUGGAUCCGUGUCCUUCAAAAGAUCCUGAAGGUGCAGGUGACCAAUCCCACCAAAAUCCCUCUCAGUGACACUAAACCUACUGUGAAAGGCUGGCUCACCAAGGUAAAACAUGGACGCUCAAAACUAGUCUGGUGUGCUCUGGUUGGAAAAACCUUCUACUAUUAUCGAAAUCAAGAAGACAAGUGUCCUUUAGGCUAUUUGCAUAUGCAGGAGUCCAAGGUGGAAGAAGUGGAUCGCUCCUGUGAUUCUGAUGAAGAUUAUGAAACUAACAGUGGAGGCAUCCUUUCUUCGCAUUGCACCCUGGUUAUUCACCCGCCAGAGCAGAGUCCCACUUACCUCCUCAUUGGUACUAAACAGGAAAAGAAUACUUGGCUGUACCACUUGACAGUAGCAGCAGGCAGCAGCAGCAGCACAAAAGUGGGCACUACCUAUGAGCAGCUGAUUGGGAAGCUGCUGGAUGCAGAAGGAGAUCCAAAUUCUCCUUUGUGGAAACACCCUCAGCUGUGCUACAGCAAGGAUGGGCUACAGUCUUCCCUGACCACACUGCCUUCAGAAGCACUGCAGACAGAGGCCCUCAAACUUUUCAAGUCAUGCCAGCUGUUCAUCAAUGUACCUGUGGAAGCUUCAUCUAUUGACUAUCAUGUUACACUAGCACAGACAGCAUUGCAGGUCUGCUUGACCCACAGUGAGCUACAGAAUGAAAUCUACUGUCAGUUAACCAAGCAGACAAGUCGAGAGGCUCAGAAUCACUCAGUCAUUCAGUGCUGGCAGCUACUGGCUCUUUGUACUCCUCUAUUCCUGCCUCAGUAUCAUUUCCUCUGGUAUCUAAAGUGUCAUCUCCAGCACCAUGUGGACCCAAAAAGUGAAAUUGGCAAGUAUGCCAUCUACUGCCAGAGAUCCAUGGAGCGCACUUUGAAAGCUGGAGAACGAGAAGCCAGACCUUCGCGAAUGGAGAUAGUGUCUAUUUUGCUGAGAAAUCCCUAUCAUCACUCACUCCCCUUCAGCAUUCCAGUACACUUCAUGAAUGGAACCUACCAGGUGGUUGGCUUUGAUGGUUCCUCAACUGUGAAUGAGUUCCUGCAACACCUUAACCAGGAGACAGGAAUGAGGAGGUCAUCGCUCUCUGGGUUUUCCCUCUUUACAGAUGAUCCUUGUGGUGGAGAUCUAGAGCACUGCCUACAAGGUUCCAUGAAGAUCUGUGAUGUCAUUUCAAAAUGGGAGCAAGCUUUGAAAGAACUGAAUCCUCGAAAAUAUGAUGGUGGCACAAGAAUAGUAAAACUAACCUAUAAAAACAGAUUAUACUUUCAAAGCCAAGCAAAAGGUGAGACAGACCGAGAACGCUUGCUGCUGGCUUUCCAGAUUAGUGGUGAAAUAGUCAAUGGGAGGUUCCCUGUCAAUAAGGAGCUGGCUCUGGAAAUGGCAGCUUUGAUGGCUCAGAUGGAGCAUGGGGACUUGGAUCGUCCAGUACCAUCAAGCCCUGGAGGGUCAUCCCAUUUCAAAGUGCAACACCUUCUCCAGCAGGUUCUGGACAAAUUCUACCCCAAACGUUACAAACACAAUACUUCUCCUGAGCAGCUAAGGCAGUUGGCUGACCGAUUAGCUACAAAGUGGAUGGUGUUACAGGGAUGCUCUCUGCAAGAAUGUAUUCGGAUUUAUUUGGCUGUGGCUCGGAAAUGGCCUCUCUUUGGAGCCAAACUAUUUGCUGCUAAGGCUGUCCGACCACCUCCGUCAAAUGAUGCUCCACUGUGGAUAGGUGUGAAUGAAGACGGAAUCAGUAUACUGGAAUAUAAUACUUUGCACGUAAAGCUGGCUUAUCCAUAUUCUUCUAUACUGACUUUUGGAGGCUAUCAUGAUGACUUUAUGAUUGUAGUCAGUCAAGCAAAGGAGAGGUACUCUGGCAAAACCAAGCCAGAAAAACUCCUUUUUGCAAUGGAAAGUAUAAAGCAGAUUGUGGAAGCAACUCUCCUUAUUGCCAGCUAUAUUAACUAUGCUUCUUCAACACGACAUUUCUCUCCUAUGCCAUCUGCUCAAAUCUGCAGUUCAACAUGGAAUAAAUCAUCUACUAAGAAGCUCAUGGAACUUGAAAACAGGCCUUACUUUGCUUCCCUGCCCCGGACCACUAAGGGACCUACACUGUUGUAAGACUGUUCCAAAAGCUCUUAAAGAGUUCCUUUUGCCACACAGUGAUUUCGAUUACUCUGUGACCUGCUCAUCAAGCCUGGAACCAUCUCUGCCUCCUUGGUGAGGCACAACAUUUCUUAGAUGCUUGAUUAAAGUAGAUAGCCUUCUUUUAUCAAGCCUUGAAGAAGGGGCUGUUAUCUAUUUUGAACAGGAUGGCUGGCUUUCACAUUCCCCUGACCCAUGCAAGUUAAGAUUUGCAUCCAGCUAUUGCAAUCAUUCUCAAUGUUCCACCUUUUAAAAUAGCUGCACUGAUUCACCCUGUCCCCCAGCAAUUACAUGGUUGUUGUUUUAUGAUCUAUUUGAAGUUUAAAGUAGUUCUCUGUUCUUUUUGCCUUAUCCGCUAGCUACUACAUCUUGCUACUGGUGGCUUGUAGUCAAACCAAGAAACUACCUCAUCCUGCCAUUUUUUUAGUGAUGUGCCCCCUCUUCUUAGUCCCUACUGAAAGAAUCUUCAUACUAAAAUAACUUGAAAUUGUUCAUCUCCUUGCUAAGUUUACAUUCCCCAUCACAGAUUCUCAGCUAUUUGCUUUUUCCCGAAUAUAUGCUCAUCUGUACUUAACCUAUAAACUUCCCAAGAUAGAAAAUUGGACUUUGGGCAUCCAUUUGAGAUUGCCUUUCUCAUAUGCUCCUAUUUAUUUAAGAUUCCAGUUUUAGUAAACAUAUUUCUUUUAUCCCCUGACAUACGUUUAGUACAUGUAUUCAGUGUUUAUUCCUCAUAGCACUAAUUUAUUGUGAGAAUAUGGUACAACAAUAUACUAAUCACAAUGAUUACUGACAGUCACAAUGAUAAUUCAGUCAUACACACUGAAUUAGUGACAUUACACAAUUUACUAGACAAAUACCAAUGACACAUGGUUGCUUUUAAAGAGAGUCUUGGCAGAACAAAUAGAGUAGGUAGCAUUCCUUCCCUAGCCUGAAGCUUCCUUCCCUAGCCUGAAGAACUGUUUUGUCUGAUGUUAGCAUAAUAGCUAAUACUCUGAGAAAGGAAACUGAGGGCAUAGACUAGCUAGAAAUGCUGUUGUUUUUGAAGACAAAACCUAGAAGAAGAAAUAGCUUGCCCUGUGGCUUUGUCCAUAAUGUCAAUGACAGGCAAACUUUGUAUGUUUUGAAGAUGUAGGAACUGGUUGAAAAGACUGAAGAGAAGAUUAUCACAGCAGUGCCUAGAUUGCAGACAAAUGCUAUCUUAUCCUCAAAUGUUAUUUUAAGACACAAUAAGGAUUUUGUCCAUAGGUUUUUGCAUACCUCUUUGUGAGACAAGGAAAUACGCCACUCCUGAAGUUUGCACUUCUUUUUUAAUGCCUCAGUCAGACCAAUUACAAAUGCUGUAUAAAUAUGAAGCUAUACUAGUGGUACUCUCAUCCUCUUUUAUAAUUGGCUAGGCUCCUUGUUAAAGAGAGCUGCAGUCCAACAUUCAGAUGACCACAGUGCUGGCCUGUGUCAUACUGCUGGAUGGUUUUAGAGUUUUCAUUGAAUGUAAGAUAUUGUGUUGUGGCAAAACCUCUAGCUCCUUGCCAAAAUCUGGAAUGGUCUGAAGAACACAGAGGUUGACCAUCUCUCCUUUAAUGGAUGAGCUAGAAAUUGAAAAAAGGUUCACACUGAUAUCUGCAGUAGAAAAAAUAUCAAGAAUGUGAACUAGUAGCUGAACCACAUGCAUGCAGGGAAACCCCUUAAUGAAAUAUAAAAUGGCUGCAUUUCUACACCCAAAAUACCAGUGGGAAUCUGAGUCCUCAUAUGGUGUUGUUGUGUUAAUAAGCCAGCAACAUUUCCAAGUGCACAACCCAACAGCUACCAAUGACAAAAGAUGCUCCAUGUGAUGAUGUCACGCUGUAAUAAUACUGUACUACAGGAAUGAAACUGAUAUGGGGAUGACUUUUUUCAUCUAUGGUCUCAUCUCUCCCAUAAUUACUUUAAUUUACUGUUAAUAAAAUCCUUGUCAAAUGGAAAUAUAAAUCUGUUUAGCACUAGAAAGAAUUUCGGUAGAAUGCUGUGUUCUUUCUGAACACAAAGAAUUCAGACCAUGAUGGAAAUGAGAGACACAUUGACAACCACAGCUCUUACAGACAAAUCUUGUAAAGAAAACAUGAAGGAAUCCAGUGGGUUUAUCCUGAAGAAAUGAAACCUAAGGCUGCAAUACAAUGAAAACCAUAACCAAAAGCUUUAAGUCAUAUUAAAUUUGGGGACUUACUUCUUAGUGACCAUGUACUAAGGAUCAAAUACAUGAAGGACAUGGUAGUAGUUUUAAGAAUUAUCUAAAGGAUGUUCAUGAAAGCAGUUAUACAUUCUGUUCAUUAAGGUGAAGAAAUGCAGAGAUAGAGACUAGGAAUAGCAGCUCUCAAAUGCAGGUAUAUGAGGAGUAUACGUAAGGCAGGAAUGAGCAACUUGCAGACCAUAUUUAGCCCUUGAUCAUGAUCAAUACAAUUUACAGGAACCUAGGGAGCCCCACUCAGUUUCUCCCACAUACCAGACAAAUCCCAUCCUGUAGUGGGGGAAAGACUACUGCCAUAAUGCUGUUAUCAAGAGCACCAAGACAAUGAAUCCAAGCAGAUCAGCUACUCCCUUGCUCAGAGACCCAAACCAGCCAUGAUCGCUGCUUCUAUGCCGUUAAUGCUGGUGAGGAAACAGCAAUCCUGGUUUGAGUUGCUGGAUGGUGAAGGAGGCAUUAGCGACCACAUCCUACACCAGCCUUAUCUCCACCUGCAUUAUCUCCUUAUAUGCAUAUACAUGUGUAGCAUAGGCAUCCUUCAGUCUC